UGUGGGAGCUCCCGGUGUGGCCCUCUGAUGGUUUCAUUGGUAUUUGAUCCACGGCCCGCCCCUUUCCUCAUCCUCCGCGCUGCGCCGCUCCGCACACCCGGCGCACCAGCGGGACAGUCCGGCUGCACCCCCGGCUCACUCGGACCAAGCGAACCUAAAAACACAUUUCUAUUGGAAAGAUAAUAAAACCGGAGUCUGCCAGCCUCACAUUCUUCUUCCCAGUUUCCUUUGGAAUCAGAACCAUUGGAGCAGCAAACCAGGGUGGUAGCAGCCAGGCCCUUGCCCAGAAAGAGGCGCCCUACCGGGGGUAACAAAGGAGAUGAAGGAUUAGAGGAUAAUCCAGGAUGGUUCCAUGGUGCGACCACAGAGCGCUUUGCAGCUGGACUGAGACCUAUUUCUGAGCUGAUGUUCGACAAAGCCAAAGCCCAAGGCAAGCGGGGGAAACCAGGCGACCUGACCACACUCCAACUGGCCCGGCUGCUUCCAGGAACACAACUGCACAGUGUUCUCCUCAAUUUAUGUCUGUUUAAUUCAGCCAGCUAUGCAUAACAGCGAGCUACAAAGAGUGGGACAGAGUUUGGCCUGCACAUGAUAAACAGAGAUAAUAUUCCAGUGAACUAUUUGGCGCUGCAGGCCUUGAGUUCAACUUUUCAGCCUUAGAAAUUACAUGGUUUCAAGAUCUUGGAAUAACUUUUCAGAGCUAUUUUUUAGGCCCAUACUUUGGACUACUGAACUGUCAAUGAUUUUGGCACAAAUCUAAGAGGAGAAAAGUAAAUCUUUGCUCGUUCAGUUUUGCUAUUCAGUGGGAUUAAAGGCAACUUCAGACGACGUUUCUGGCUGAUUUUCAAGAAGUAUUCAGCCAUUUACCUUUAUUGACCAUGAAUCUUCAGGAAAAGCUGUCAGGCCUAAAAGGUCUGGUCUCACAUUCCCACAGCAAGCGCCGCUACAAAGGCGACCUCACAUUGGAAAUGAUCAGCCCUCCUCUGGGUGACUUCCGCCACACCAUGCAUGUGGGCCGCGGUGGCGAUGUGUUCGGGGACACCUCCUUCCUCAGCAACCACGGUGGCCAGGCCAAUGGGAACAACGGGGAAACGGAUUCUAUCUCCUCCCCUGACAACAAGAUCGGCGCCUUCUUCUCCAGGACGCUCCGUCAAAUCAGGAGGGGCUCUGAAAACCGACCCAGAGAAGUAUCUAAGGAUCUGUCACCGCCACCUCCCGUCGUUUCUCCCAUCAUCAAAAAUGCCAUCUCCCUUCCCAGGCUGGAUGUGGAUUUGCCUAAUGGGAGUCCCACCACCAAACUGCGCUUCCCCAGUUCUCAAAACACUCCAGAGGAGAAAAAGAGCUCUUAUGGACUGGAGUCUGGUUUUGUCACUCUGCCUCGUCUCUCCCGCUCUGAGCGUCAGCAGCCCUCCAUCUCCCUCCCCACCUCCUGCUCCCCAAACAUCCACCGUGGCUCUCUGACCGACCCUACAGAUGCCAUCUUGUCCACCUGCUCCACCUCCCUUGUGACCUGUGACACCAAACCCACCACCGCCUACUCUGACUCCCUUCCCUCCCUCACCUCGCUGGACACCUUCACCUUCGACCUUGGCCCCUCUCUCAUGAGCGAGGUAUUCGGCCUGAUCGACGGCCACCCAGAGGAGCAUGUCCACGCCUGGGAGGGAGAGGAGGUCGGGUCAGCGUGUGGGCUGACCAAUGAGGGAUCAGAGAUGGACUCGGCAACUAUCUCAUAUGUGGAUUCCCUGCUCAGGGAAGACUGCGGGGGCAGGAAGAGCCCUCAUGGGGCCGAAUGGGAAGAGGAGGAGGAGAGCAUGACGGAGGUGAACGGAGUUGGGCUUUCUGUUAAAGUACCUGAUGUGGUGAUGGGGUCUCCUGAGCGAGUGAGGUUGCCGAAGGGGAUGGAGAGUGAGCGGUUCCAGAGUGCUACAGAUGUGCUUGCACGCCACUAUGGCGUCAGCCUCUUAAAGGGACAGAGCAGGAUGGAGGUUGCAGAUUCAGAUAUGAUGAUCAUCAGCCAGCCCAAGAAGAAUAUGUCCUACAGUUACAUGGACGACGAGGAUGAAAUCAAAGUCUGAGCCGAGCAAAUCAGAGAUGUUUUUGAGACUAAACUAUCUUCAUCUGAUGUAUGAUUUCUCUGCAACUCAAAUCAAAUCCAUCAUCUAAAAUCUUUUUGUGGUCAACAAGGCUGGCUCUUUUGACAGGAUGACCAUGAAAACUACAACGUGAAUCCAGUAUCCUUAAUACCAGAUCCUUUACUUUUAUACAGUCACACUUCAAAGAUGUACAGUUUUGGAUGCAGAACUGUUGCUGAAUGUAUCUAAAAGGAGCGAAAGACUUGAUGCUGCAUGUUUCCGAGCUCAGCACAGGAAGGGAGAAAACUUUUUUUUUUAAAUGUCAUGACUUAAAAAGGACUGAAACAAAGAGGGAGAUGGAAAGUGAGGAUGUGCCAGAGAAUGUGGUUAAGAUUGUCUCAAAGGAAAAACCAGCAUUACUCAAGUUCCUAAGCCUGUCAUUCACUUUAUACUUCAUUCACUUCCUCACAUACGAGGGGAAACGAAACGCAAUAUUCUCUCGUCACUAAUGAAUAAUGUACAUGUUGUCACAACCUUCUGGCAUCACUGCAAUCUCUUGUCAACUUUUCACUCAGGAAUACACUACUAGGAAACAAAAAGGGAAUGGAAAUGAGAGAUCUGGAAUCUCAGGCCUCGAUAAAACGGAGAAAUACAAACAUCUCAGUUAUUAAAGUACAUUAACUGAGGGAGUAUGACAAGUAUUACCGGUAUUUGCUAGUUGCAACUAAAGCGUGAACCAUAUAUUUGCUGAUUUUAUGCUGCAGACAUUCUAUAUAGAUACUCCAUGCACCUUUUAUGAUUAUGAAGUCUGACUCCUGUAUUGAUUUUUAUAGAAGAAUUGUCAUUUAUAUGUUCUUUUAUACAACUGUACAUGAAGAUAACUGACCUCCUAUAAAUAUGUACUUACAGUAUGAGCACCUGCAAUUCACAUCCAUAUGCUGCAGUCAGUACCAAUGAUAUACUACGAUGUUAUAAAUUGACAAUAAAGAUGUUUGUAGUUAGGUUGAA
This is a messenger RNA of Dicentrarchus labrax (European seabass), 3080 nucleotides long. It is a transcript of the gene cdc42ep1a, whose product is annotated as CDC42 effector protein (Rho GTPase binding) 1a. Lineage: Eukaryota; Metazoa; Chordata; Actinopteri; Moronidae. The record is from RefSeq and is a predicted model, not a curated record. The coding region runs from base 879 to 2075 and encodes 398 amino acids. The transcript is spliced from 4 exons.